This is a messenger RNA of Ilyonectria robusta, 1572 nucleotides long. RefSeq names its product CgERG11 protein. NCBI's taxonomy places the organism in Eukaryota, Fungi, Ascomycota, Sordariomycetes, Hypocreales, Nectriaceae. The record is from RefSeq and is a predicted model, not a curated record. The coding region runs from base 1 to 1572 and encodes 523 amino acids. Gene Ontology annotation, biological process: ergosterol biosynthetic process. Gene Ontology annotation, molecular function: heme binding; oxidoreductase activity, acting on paired donors, with incorporation or reduction of molecular oxygen; iron ion binding. The transcript has 3 exons.
AUGGGCCUUUCCCAGGGCAUUACGGCGCCAUUGCCCCAGCAAUUCCACUCUCUGGGCGCCGUGUCGCGAGUCAGUGUCAUCUUAGGCGUCAUCGUGCUCCUCGCCGUCGCACUCAACGUCGCCUCUCAGUUACUCUUCAAGAACCCACGCGAGCCCCCUUUAGUCUUCCACUGGUUUCCCUUCAUUGGUAGCACCAUCGCCUACGGUAUAGAUCCCCCAGCCUUCUUUCAGCAGAACCGGGACAAGCACGGUGAUGUCUUUACUUUCAUUCUCUUGGGCAAGAAGACGACUGUCUGCAUCGGUCCUCAGGGCAAUGAUUUCAUCUUGAACGGCAAGAUUCGUGAUGUUUGCGCCGAAGAUAUCUACACUGUCCUGACUACUCCCGUUUUUGGCAAGGAUGUUGUCUACGACUGUCCCAAUGCCAAGCUGAUGGAACAGAAGAAGUUCAUGAAAGUUGCCCUGACAACCGAGGCCUUCCGCUCCUACGUCCCAAUCAUUUCCUACGAGGUCGCCAACUACUUCAAGAAGUGCCAGGAUUUUAAGGCAAAAUCCGGCAUCAUUAAUAUCCCCCCCAAGAUGGCUGAGGUUACGAUUUUCACCGCGUCACAUACUCUGCAGGGCGCCGAAAUCCGGAAUAAGUUCAACGAAUCUCUCGCUGCUCUAUAUCACGAUUUAGACAUGGGCUUCUCCCCGAUCAACUUCAUGCUACACUGGGCACCCCUACCCUGGAACAGGAAGCGCGAUCACGCCCAGCGCACCGUUGCCCAGAUUUAUAUAAACAGCAUAAACGAGCGCCGCGCCAAUUGCCAGACUGGCGGCCUGGAUAUCAUGACCCAUCUGAUGAACUCGACCUACAAGGACGGUACCCGGGUCCCUGAUCACGAGGUUGCCCAUAUGAUGAUUGCCCUCCUCAUGGCCGGCCAGCACUCCUCCUCCUCCAUCGGCUCCUGGAUCAUGCUGCGCCUUGCCCAGAACCCCGCCAUCAUGGAGGAGCUCUACCAGGAGCAGGUGCGCGUUUUCGGCACUGAUCUGCCGCCCCUCGCGUACGAGGACCUUGCCAAGCUUCCCCUAAACCAUGCCAUUAUCAAGGAGACCCUUCGUCUACACGCGCCCCUCCAUUCUAUUAUGCGCGCUGUCAAGCACCCUAUAGCCGUUCCUGGCACUCAAUAUGUCAUCCCGACUACUCAUAAUCUCCUAGCCGCCCCCGUUUUCUCUGCCUCCGACCCAACCUACUUUCCCAACCCAUCCUUGUGGGAUCCUCACCGUUGGGAGGCUGGCUCCCCAAACGCCCCCAUGAUUGUUUGCAGCAAUGCUGAAGAGGAAAGGGUCGAUUACGGCUAUGGCCUGGUCAGCAAGGGGACCGCCUCCCCUUACCUACCCUUCGGUGCUGGCAGGCAUCGAUGCAUCGGCGAGCAGUUCGCCAACGUACAGCUGCAGACCAUUACCGCCCAGAUCGUCAGGUUAUUCAAGUUCAGAAACACCGAUGGGAGCGAUAAGCUCGUUGGCACUGACUACGCCUCGCUCUUCUCGCGGCCUCUCGAGCCGGCGAACAUCUAUUGGGAGAGACGUUGA